Messenger RNA from Silurus meridionalis, 4269 nucleotides. Its product is annotated as plakophilin-4-like. The record is from RefSeq and is a predicted model, not a curated record. Lineage: Eukaryota; Metazoa; Chordata; Actinopteri; Siluriformes; Siluridae. Gene Ontology annotation, biological process: cell-cell junction assembly; cell-cell adhesion. Gene Ontology annotation, molecular function: cadherin binding. Gene Ontology annotation, cellular component: nucleus; adherens junction; cytoplasm.
ACACAACAUGCACGCACACACACAUACACACACUCGCACUCGGAGUGCCUGUCCUGCUUCGUUUUCUCCUCGUCAAACUCUUCCCUGGAAAACUCCUGCCUGAUUCACAGGGGGAUUAUGGGGAACAUGCAGCGAGGAAUGCCCGCUCCUGAGCCGAGCCCUGUGUCGGAGGAGGGCCUUCUGCUGCCAAUCAAAGAUCAAUUAGCCAAUCACAACAUGGCAUCUGAGAGCACCGCCAACAAUAUUCUGGCUUCUGUCAAAGAACAAGAGCUCCAGUUUGAGAGGUUGACCCGGGAACUGGAGGUGGAGCGACAGAUUGUGGCCAAUCAGCUAGAACGAUGCAGACUGGGGGCGGAGUCACCGGGAGCUGCAAGUGGCAGUUCCUCUGAGAAGUCACUUCACUGGAUACCCACAGAUGUGUCGAGUUCCGCCGAUGCCAAGCCUGUCAGGGAGCAGCUGUCACUGUGCUCACCGGAGCAGAGCUCUCUGCAUGAAAGGUCUGUCGGGAACUCGCGCAGUUCCACUCAGAUGAACUCGUAUUCUGACAGCGGCUACCAGGAUGCAGGCAGCUACUACAGCAGCCAGAACGUGGGGCGGACCGACGUGCGGCUGCAGCACUCGUACACGGGCGGCGGUCCUGUUCCCGGCGGAACACUCCUGAGGAACUCCAGGGCAGAGGGACAGGCUUUCACCCAGAUGUCGGGAGGUGUCAGCGGGGCGAUCCCGGGACGAGCCAUGCGGCGUGUGAGCUCAGUGCCAUCUAGAACGCAGUCACCUGCCUACAACACUAGCAUCUCUCCCUCGCGUGGUUCUUUGCGGGCAUCGCCGGGCAGUGCCUACGGCUCACCCGUCGUAACCGAGCCCAAACCGCUGCCCAGCAUCUUCUCCAGCAGCACCCUGCCUAACUCCCAGCGGGCCAGCUCUCCCUUCUUAGCCCAGCGGAACUCGCCUUCCACCCUGCGCAGGAUGGGCUCAGCCACCAGUGCCGGCCGUACCACUUCGCCCUACUCGGCACGUCUGGGUUCCCCGCUUAGCAUGCCAGGGGAAGAAGCACAAGCGGGAGCAGGUUCUUCUCCGGUGCGAACGGGGAUGACGGCCGUGCCGCAGCAUUACGGGUCAACAUUGACGAGGACGCUGCUCCACGAGGGCUCCGAUCCCUACAGCACGCACUCGUACGAGAUCUAUGAGAGGAUGGUGCCACGCCCAGACAGCCUGACAGGUCUGCGAUCGUCCUUCGCCAGUCAGCACAGUCAUCAUGGAGCCGAUCUGCGCUCGACCGUGAGUCCAGACCGCCACAUUGGACCCAUCUACGAAGACCGGGCCUUUCACGGGCCUCUGUACCGCAGCCCGAGCCACAUUACGCACUCCCCACUCUACAGAUCACCUUCAGGCGUAGGGAACCUGCAGAGGAGCUCCAGUCAGCGCAGCAACAUGACGUACCAAAGAAGCAACAACUACACAGCGGUGACGUACUCGGACCCGUACCGCCGCCCGUACCGAUCCUCUGAGGGAGGCUUCAGUCGGCACGCCGUCAGCAUCGACGAAGGAGCCGUUCGCUCUCCCUCCAUUGACAGUAUUCAGAAAGACCCCAGAGAAUUUGCAUGGAGGGACCCAGAAUUACCGGAGGUGAUUCACAUGCUGCAGCAUCAGUUUCCCUCUGUGCAGGCCAACGCUGCAGCUUACCUUCAGCACCUGUGUUUCGGUGAUAACCGCACUAAGGCAGAGGUGUGUCGGCUUGGUGGGAUCAAGCACCUGGUGGAUCUCCUGGACCACAAGGUCGUGGAGGUGCAGCGGAACGCGUGCGGCGCGCUGAGGAACCUGGUGUACGGAAAAGCCACCGACGACAACAAGGUCGGCGUGAGAAACGCCGGGGGCGUGCCGGCUCUGCUCCGCCUGCUGAGGAAGACCGUGGACGCAGAAGUACGAGAGAUCAUCACAGGGGUUUUGUGGAACUUGUCCUCCUGCGACGCUGUCAAGAUGACAAUUGUCCGCGAUGCCUUAACGACCCUGACCAACACUGUGAUCAUUCCACAUUCGGGCUGGAGCAGCUCGUCCUACGACGACGACCACAAGCUCAAAUUCCACUCGUCACUCGUGCUGCGCAACACCACUGGCUGCCUGAGGAACCUGAGCUCAGCGGGAGAGGAGGCCAGGAAGCAGAUGCGCUCCUGCGAAGGGCUCGUCGACUCUCUGCUCUACGUCAUCAAAGCCUGCGUCAGCACAGCCGACUUUGACAGCAAGAUUGUGGAGAACUGCAUUUGCACUCUGAGGAACCUCUCGUACCGGUUGGAGCUGGAGAUGCCGCCGUCACGCCUGAUAGAUAAUCAAGAGACGGACGGGUUGCCGGCGACAGAGUCACCAAGUAAAGAGGCAGACCACAGCUGCUGGGGGAGGAAGAGGAAGAAAAAGAAGAAGGGUGUACAGGAGGAGCAGUGGGACGGCGUGGGGCCGAUCCCCGGUUUCUCCAAGUCUCCCAAAGGAGCUGAGAUGCUGUGGCACCCCGCAGUGGUGAAGCCUUACCUCACGCUACUGGCCGAGAGCUCCAACCCCGCAACACUAGAGGGGGCCGCCGGCUCACUGCAGAAUCUUUCCGCCGGCAACUGGAAGUUCUCAGCGUAUAUCCGUGCGGCAGUGAGGAAGGAAAAAGGCUUGCCCAUCUUGGUGGAGCUGCUGAGGAUGGAUAACGACCGCGUGGUGUGUUCUGUAGCCACAGCGCUCAGAAACAUGGCCCUGGACGUCAGGAACAAGGAGCUGAUCGGGAAGUACGCGAUGCGGGACUUGGUGAACCGGCUGCCCGGAGGAAGCACUACUCAGCUGUCUGAUGAGACGGUGGCAGCCAUUUGCUGCACGCUCCACGAGGUCUCGAGCAAAAACAUGGAGAACGCCAAAGCUCUCGCCGACACGGGAGGCAUCGAGAAACUCGUCAACAUCACCAAGGGUCGUGGAGAAAGGUACUCGAUGAAGGUGGUGAAGGCUGCCGCGCAGGUGCUCAACACACUGUGGCAGUACAAAGAUCUGCGCACUAUCUACAAGAAGGAUGGAUGGAAUCAGAAUCACUUCUUGACUCCUGUGUCCACACUGGAGAGGGAGCGCUUCAAAUCUCAACCUACGUUACCUUCCAACUCCCUGCAGAUGUCUCCAGUCAAUAAGACAGCGGGCAGCACCACUUCGUCUCCAGCCGUGUUGGGGAUUAAAGAGCAGCGCUCUGAUUAUCAGCGGACACAGCCACCUAUGCAAUUUUAUAACUACCAAGGAGACAGCAGCGUGCAUAAAACCCCGUACACAGGGUCGGUGAAAUCAUCUCCAUUUUAUCUCAGCUCUUACUCCUCACCCAACAGAGAUGAAUCCAGGAGAGGCCAGCAGCAUAUAUAUUAUGCGGACGAGGCCGCACGGAGGGGCUACGAGCCGUAUCGGACGUAUGUGCAGUCACCGCAGGGAUACGAUGACCCCUACUUGGAGGAAACAGUGCAGUUCUCAACUACAGACUACCCCACACAGCCUCACACACUCAAAGCCACCACCAAUUAUGUAGACUUUUACUCGAGCACACGCAGAGCCUCUUACCGCACUGAACAGUACCCGGGCUCACCGGACUCCUGGGUAUAAAGACAUGAAAAAAAAUGAACCGACAGCAUCCUUAGUACUGUGUCUGAUUUCAACAGAGAUGGAUUUCGAAUGUGGCUGAUGGGAAAGAUGGAAUGAACGAAGCCAAAGAAGGAAAAGAAGCAAAGUGUGUGUUUUGUCCAUGGCAGAAGAAAGAAAGUAGAAGAGGUGUGUGUGGAAGUGUGCGAGCGAGUGAAUAAGUGAGAGUUCUGCUCCGAUUUUAUUUUCUUAUGGCAGCGCAGGUGACGGUGGUCAGAGGAAGCAGCGCGUGGAUUACAGAAAGGUGUUUUUUGUUUUGCGUCAGAGAAUCAGAGAGAAACGAUGUGUAUGAACUCAGACUGAAAUCAAUCAUGAACUUAUACCUGUAUAAAAAAACAAAACAACAAAAGAUAAAGAGAUAUUGCUAAUAAUGAUGAUAAAUAAUGAUCUUAAGAAGUUAGUUUAAACAGAGGGAACAAAAGUGUAUACGUACGUCUCGUCGAGAUUGUGAACGCCACUGAGUCUUGUACAUUUCCUUCAGAACACUGUAAAUACCGAGAAGAAAAUGCAGCGCCACAUUGAAGAGAUGUAGAAAUCUAUAAAUAUAGUGAAAAGGCGGGAGAACCUGGCACCAUGAUAUACAACAGUCUAUCUGAAGUAAUAAAAAUUCAUCUUUGUUUUUUAGAA